AUGGAUUCUGUGGGCAUCUGCAUGCCCACAGAAUAUGGCGGGUCUCAAUUGGGCAUUUCAGAAGCCGCGGUAAUGAUGCAGACCAUAUCCGAGUCUGGGGCUGGCAUGGCCGGCGCGUCAUCUGUGUAUAUUAAUAUUUUUGACCUGGAACCGGUUGCGAAGUUUGGCAAUGCAGAACAAAAGCGACGGUUCCUGAUACCGCUGGUCCAAGGCCGGGAGCGCGCCUGCUUUGGCGUUACGGAGCCAAAUACGGGGCUUGACACGCUGAAACUGCGGUCAAUGGCUAUGCGAAACGGUGAACACUAUAUCCUCAAGGGCUCGAAGAUCUGGAUAUCCGCGGCCCAGCACGCAGAAAAAGAUCUUAAUCCUCGUCCGGACCAUUCCAUUGGACAAAGUUACAAAACCAUCACAGGGCCUCUCGCUCUUCUACACGGACCUCGAUCGGUCGCAGUCGACAGCAAUACCCUCUUCUUCGAAAAUUGGAAGGUCCCCGCAGCAGAUAUGAUAGGCGAGGAGAACAACGGGUUUAAAAUGAUAAUCCACGGCAUGAAUGCGGAGCGCAUCUUGAUUGCAGCGGAGGCUCUAGGGCUAGGCUACGCGGCGCUGCGACGCGCAGCAAAAUACGCAAACGAGAGACAGGCGGCCAGGAUGUAUGAUGCGGGCUACACUUCAGGGGAAUACGCAAAUGCGGCCAAAUACCUCGCUGCCGAAGCAGUAUUUAGGGCGUGUGAUAGAGCAGUGAUGAGCCAUGGCGGGAUGGGAUACGCGAGGGAGUAUCACGUCGAGAGAUAUUUGAGGGAGGCUUUUAUUCCGCGCAUUGCCCCUAUGCAGGGAGUCCACGGUGCCAUUUUGGAUUUGGCUAAAGGAAAACCAAGAUAUUUUGUAUGA
Histoplasma mississippiense is the source of this 888-nucleotide messenger RNA. RefSeq lists its product with no specific name. The coding region runs from base 1 to 888 and encodes 295 amino acids. The record is from RefSeq and is a predicted model, not a curated record. NCBI's taxonomy places the organism in Eukaryota, Fungi, Ascomycota, Eurotiomycetes, Onygenales, Ajellomycetaceae. The transcript is spliced from 4 exons. Gene Ontology annotation, molecular function: flavin adenine dinucleotide binding; acyl-CoA dehydrogenase activity.